AAUUCUCUAUAGGAAAGGCCACUGACGUCAAAUCAGCGGGAGCUUCCACGGUUCCACCCAUUAUCCUUUUUUUUGUUCAUAUCCGUUGCGGAACAGAGCAAGAAGAAAGCUAAUUCCAGUUCACUUUUGAGCGUGUGCGCGUCAGUGUACAAAGUCGCCUGCUUUGCCUUUCUUUCUCGUUCGGUAUUGUGAAGAGAAACGCUUUGUUGGGUUUUCUGGGCUGUUUCAGAAUGAGGAGGGCGAGUGCCUACGUGACUCUGUUGUCCCUGCUGUUGCUUGGCUAUGGGUGGAUGGACAUAGCUGCAACAGGAACAAAGGAUGGAUCAGAGGAGUGGGGUUAUGUUGAAGUCAGACCCAAAGCGCACAUGUUCUGGUGGCUCUACAGAAGUCCAAACAGAGUUGAUGAUCCCUCCAAGCCCUGGCCUGUCAUUCUCUGGUUGCAGGGUGGACCUGGUGCAUCAGGAGUUGGGAUUGGCAACUUUGAAGAGAUUGGACCCCUGGACACCAACCUGAAACCGCGGAAUUCGACAUGGUUGCAGAAAGCUGAUCUCUUGUUCGUGGACAGCCCAGUUGGCACAGGAUACAGUUUUGUGGAGGACCCAAAGCUUUUUGUGAAGACAGAUGAAGAAGCUGGAAUAGAUUUGUGUGCAUUGCUGAUACGGAUAUUCAACAGGAAUGAGAGUCUCCAGAAGAGUCCUCUCUACAUUGUGGCCGAGUCUUAUGGAGGGAAACAUGCCGUCACUCUUGCCUUGUCUGUACUGAAAGCCAUUGAAUCUGGCAAAUUGAAGCUUAAGCUUGGAGGAGUUGCAUUAGGAGACAGCUGGAUCUCCCCUGAAGACUUUGUGUUUUCAUGGGCUCCUCUUCUCAAAGACGUUUCGAGACUUGAUGACAAUGGUGUGGAAAAGUCUAACAGUGUAGCUGAGAAGAUUAGGCAGCAGCUAAGAAGCGGGCAAUAUACAGAGGCCACAACUUCUUGGAGUGACCUCGAGAGAUUGAUCUCCUCCAGUAGCAAUUCAGUGGAUUUCUACAACUUUUUACUGGAUAGCGGAAUGGACCCCUUGUCCGUGGAAGCAGUGGAACUAGCACCAGAAGUAUCGAUGAAGAAAUACGCGAGAUACUUGAGUUACUUGAAAACUUCCGCUAGUGAUGCUGGUGACUUGGACACCUUGAUGAACGGCGCCGUCAAGAGGAAGCUCCGGAUAAUCCCAGCAAAGUUUAGAUGGGGAGAGCAGUCAGGCUCCGUCUUCUCAUCUCUUCAAGGGGAUUUCAUGAGACCAAGAAUUGCAGAGGUCGAUGAGCUACUCGCCAAAGGAGUGAAUGUGACCAUAUACAAUGGGCAACUUGAUCUAAUCUGUGCAACUAAGGGGACUGAAGCAUGGGUUGAGAAGCUCAAGUGGGAAGGACUCAAGACAUUUUUAAACAUGGAGAGGAAACCUUUGUAUUGUGGGAAAGGAACUGUCACAAAGGGGUUCAAGAGAUCAUACAAGAACUUGCACUUCUACUGGAUUCUUGGAGCAGGCCACUUUGUGCCUGUGGAUCAGCCCUGCGUCUCCCUGGACAUGGUCACUGCCAUCACACAGUCACCUGCUUCUGCUUCUACCUAAGGCCAAAGCAACUUCAAAAAAACAAAAAACAGAGGAUGGGAGUGGGACUUGGGGUUCUGAUAGGUCAAAUACCUCAAAUCCCAUGACAGAGACAAAAAGGAGGAAGAACAGUGAAGCAGCUGUUUCUUCUUCUUCUUCUUCUUUUUUAACCCUUUUGAGAACAGAAAAUAAGAGCCAUGUCCAUUUUUUUAGUUCACAUUUGCAGAAAAAAAUGGGAGGACAAUCUAUUAGAAGGGAAACAAAUUGGAAAUCAGGAAAGGAAUUUGUCUCAGUGAUCUCUUUUGUUUCUAUGUAAUCUUCUUAGUGAGGGUUACUAGUCA
Molecule: messenger RNA, 1924 nt
Organism: Rhodamnia argentea
Lineage: Eukaryota; Viridiplantae; Streptophyta; Magnoliopsida; Myrtales; Myrtaceae
Product: serine carboxypeptidase-like 51
Exons: 13
Coding region: 231-1604 (457 amino acids)
Biological process (GO): proteolysis
Molecular function (GO): serine-type carboxypeptidase activity
Source: RefSeq, a predicted model, not a curated record